This is a messenger RNA of Osmerus eperlanus (European smelt), 5179 nucleotides long. Its product is annotated as oxysterol-binding protein 1-like. Gene Ontology annotation, cellular component: perinuclear endoplasmic reticulum; plasma membrane; cytosol. Lineage: Eukaryota; Metazoa; Chordata; Actinopteri; Osmeriformes; Osmeridae. Bases 326 to 2641 code for a protein of 771 amino acids. Gene Ontology annotation, molecular function: sterol binding. The record is from RefSeq and is a predicted model, not a curated record. The transcript is spliced from 17 exons.
GGAGGAAGUUGAAGAGUGUGGCACCGGGUGUUAACCUACGGGCUAACGUUAGUCUAGUUAGAUGUAGCUAGCUAGCCUGUAGAUGUAUGUCGAAAUUAAGGCAAUAUGAGGCUUUAAAACAAUAUUUAGCACUUUUGGUGUACAUUUCUGUAUGCAAAUCUAGUUAGCUAUUUUGGUUUUAGUUCAAUGCAUACGUUACGCUUUAGCGUUUAGCCAGCUUGUUUGUUAGCAUAUGGGUGUCAAAGUUAGCCGUGACUUCACCGGGUGUCUGGUUGCCUGAUCUCACAUUUCGGACACGUCAAGUACAGUGAUUAGGGGGGCAGUGAUGUCGGAGCCGAAGACCCCCACUCCAACCCCUGCUGGUGACACAUACAAAGGCUGGGUGUUUAAAUGGACUAAUUACAUCAAGGGAUACCAGCGGCGGUGGUUUGUCCUGAGCAAUGGCUUGUUGUCGUACUACAGGACCCAAGCGGAGAUGGGCCACACGUGUCGGGGCACCAUCAACCUGGCCACGGCAACCAUUGCCGUGGACGACGCCUGCAACUUCGUCAUCUCCAACGGCGGGGCGCAGACGUACCACCUGAAGGCGAGCUGCGAGGUGGAGCGCCAGCGCUGGAUCACCGCCCUGGAGCUGGCCAAGGCCAAGGCUGCACGCAUGCAGGCCGAGUCUGACGACUCGGGGGAUGACUUCUCCCCGUCCUCCGGCUCGGCACCGCCGGGGCAGAGCGGGGGGGCGCAGAGCUCCGAGGUCCAGUCCACGCUCCGGACACUGGGCAGCAAGGUGGAAGAUCUGAGCACGUGCAACGACCUCAUCUCCAAACACGGCUCCGCCCUCCAGAGGUCUCUGUCUGAGCUGGACAGCUUGCGUCUGACAGGCGAGGCCGGGGAUAAGAUCCGCCAGGUGACCGAGAGAGCCACGCUGUUCCGCAUCACCUCCAACGCCAUGAUCAACGCGUGCCGAGACUUCCUGGCCCUGGCUCAGGGCCACAGCAAGCGCUGGCAGAAGGCUCUGCAGGCGGAGAGGGACCAGAGGGUGAGGCUGGAGGAGACCCUGGAGCAGCUGGCCAAGCAGCACAACAACCUGGAGAGAGCCUUCCGGGGAGCCUCGCAGGUCAACACCUCCACGGACAGCAAGGGUUCGGUCUCAGGCAAGGGAGAGGGGAGCGAUGAGGACGAUGACAAUGAGUUUUUCGACGCCAUGGAGGAGGCUCCAGAGUUUAUCACCGUGCCUGCAGAUCCUCAUUUCCACAAGAGGUCGAGUAGUAACGUCAGUGGCUUCAACAGUGAAAUGUGCUCUGAUGAUCAGUCUCUUGACGAGCAGCCGCUGGCGAUCAAUCAAGAGUCUCAGGAGCUUGAGCCAGUGAGGAAAAGGCGGACCCGAAUCCCCGACAAGCCCAACUACUCUCUGAACCUGUGGAGCAUCAUGAAGAACUGCAUCGGCAAGGAGCUGUCCAAGAUCCCCAUGCCUGUGAACUUCAACGAGCCCAUCUCCAUGCUCCAGCGCCUGUCCGAGGACCUGGAGUACCACGAGCUGCUGGACAAGGCGGCCAAGUGCCAGAGCUCCCUGGAGCAGCUGUGCUACGUGGCGGCCUUCUCCGUGUCCUCCUACUCCACCACGGUGCACCGCACCGGCAAGCCCUUCAACCCCCUGCUGGGGGAGACGUACGAGCUGGACCGCCGGAGAGAGAGCGGCUACCGCUCUCUGUGUGAGCAGGUGAGUCAUCAUCCCCCGGCGGCGGCGCAUCAUGUGAUCUCGGACCGAGGCUGGAUCCUGAGGCAGGAGAUCGCUGUCGCCAGCAAGUUCAGGGGCAAAUACCUGUCAAUCAUGCCGUUAGGAACCAUCCAUGCCAUCUUUGAGAAGGGCAAUAAUCACUACACCUGGAAAAAAGUGACCACCACGGUCCACAACAUCAUAGUGGGCAAACUGUGGAUCGACCAGUCAGGAGAGAUAGAUGUGGUGAACCACACCACAGGGGACCGCUGCCACCUCAAGUUCGCCCCUUACAGCUACUUCUCCAGAGACGUGGCCAGAAAGGUGACUGGUGUGGUGACGGACAAGGAUGGCAAGGCUCACUAUGUGCUGUCUGGGACCUGGGAUGAGAAGUUGGAGUUCUCCAGGGUGAUGCAGAGCAGCAAGGGAGGAGAGAACGGCACAGAAGGCAAACAGAAGACAGUCUACCAGACCCUCAAAGCCAGGGAACUGUGGAAGAAGAACACAUUGCCUGAGGCGGCGGAGACCAUGUACUUCUUCACCUCUCUGGCGUUGACCCUGAACGAGAUGGAGGAGAGCGUGGCCCCCACCGACAGCCGCCGCCGCCCCGACCAGCGGCUGAUGGAGGCGGGGCGGUGGGAAGAGGCCAACGCCGAGAAGCAGCGGCUGGAGGAGAAGCAGCGCGGCGUCCGCCGGGAGAGGGAGCGCGAGGCGGCCAGCCAGCGCACUGCCAGCCAAUCGGAAGAGGCCAUCGAUGAGGACUCUUUUACUGACUCCUCUCUGAAAAGCACUCACCAGGACAACUACAAGGCCUUGUGGUUCGAGCACUGUGAAGACCCCACCACCGGUGAACCCACACACAUCUAUAAGGGAGGCUACUGGGAGGCCAAGGAGGGCAGCAGCUGGGAUGACUGCCCCCAGAUCUACUGACCUCAUCCUGCUUAGACUGGAAAAGGUGCCCCAGACCAAAGCUGGCUUCGUCAAAAUGCUUUUCACACCCCACCUACCCCCCCCCAAACGCUGAUGGUUGGCUCUCUGUUAUAAGAGAUCUCAAGGAUGGAGGCUGCAGUCCAGUCUGGUCCCAUUGGGGGGGGAUCAGGGAAUCUUCCCGGUUCUAUUUCGGUCCCGAGCCCCCCCCUCUCCCUUUGCACCAUAUUGGAACGGGGCCCCUAGCAAAAAUGCAAGGUAAGACAGUUGAAGCUUUUCCUAUCAGAAGAGCUGAAUGAAGCUGACGCCACUCCGACCGCAUACAGACAAAGGGACCAGAGACCAAAAUGGAACGGGGCCCGGCGCUCUCAGUAACAGUCAUCCCUUCCCUCUCUCCCUCCCUCUCGGUGAAGAGAAGAGGAGGGGGCGGUCGACCCUCCUUCCCAUACACCAUGUUGUGCCGAUAGCGCUUUCUCGACCCGUGAGACAUACUGUAGUGUCCUCUCCUCAUCCACAGUCUUGCUUCUAGGCCACACCCAUUCUUUUUUUAAAGGGGGUGAACUAUGGCCGAUAUAUAGUUAAUAUAGAAAAUGUUAUUAAAAAAACACUGACCGGUGGCCUUCAAAAAGUCGUGAGAGGUUCUUUUUUCUUCUUUAUUUCCUCCAGAUUUUUCUUUUCUUUUGAUUAGUGUCUUUAACUAAUGAUCUGAAGGAUCCAGUGUUUUGAUUGCGUGUACGAGGGCAUAUCUGUUCUUCCGCCUGAGGGUGUAUGAAUCACAAGGUAGUACUGCCGCCACUACACACCUGCUAUCACACAAAUCAAGCAGGGGCCUAGAAUACUGUAUUUGUUUCACUUUUGUCAGGGUUUUCAACAUAGUUGUUGGUUUGCAAACCAGGGCCUUGAUUUAGUUUUGUGUAGUCUAUGCUCAUGGAAAUUCUACGAUGGUGCAAUUAACUUUUAGAUUUUUUUUAUUUGUUGUGCUUUUGUAGUGGAUCAUAGUUUCAAGAUGGCCUCUCAUUUUAGUUGGUUCCCAAACAUCACAAACAGACAGAUCGUGCCAAACUCACAAAAUGGAAGUUGGGGGAAAAAUCGAACUCAUUGAACGUAAAGCUGGAAUUCACAAUUCCUACCCCUUUGUUCCUAUGCUGAUACUGGACAUAUCUGAAUCUAAUUCAGUAUGUAAUAUUCAGCCCAUGAGAGAAUAAAUAGCAUAACAUGUUUUCUGCUAAGUUAGGAACAAUGGCAUAGGCUGUUGUGUUUGGGUUUGAACAUAGCAGUCCACCUUACACUGUACUUGUUGAGGGUAAAAGCUCAAAUGAUUGUGCCGUAAAGCGAACGUGGUUUGAUGACCGAAAAUGUGAUACAGAAAAGGCGAUUCAUUUGCAGAAGACAAAAUCAAUUUAGCUAGACUUGGUGAUCUGACAAGUUCGUACAUAUGCAAGUGUGUGUUUUGACACCAAAAAAUUAUGGAAUUUACUGUGUGAGUGACUUGAAUAACAAUUUUGUUUGUAAGUGUACUUAAAAUGAAGAAUAAAGAAGCAAAGAAUUAAGCAUCGUUGAAAAUAACUAUGAUUUUAUAAAUGUAUAGAAAUGGUAUUAUAAUAGUGAUAAUAAUUGUAAGAUAGAUUUCCCCCCUCCUUAAACCCUGCUGAAAAAAACUGCUUAGACCAGUGUUUGGUAAUACUGGUCUGCUGACUGUCUAGGCUGGUUAAACUGGUUAUGUGGCUGGUUCAUCAGCUUGACCAGUGUAGCCAUUCGGACUUACCCUGAACAAUUACCAGCUAAACCCUCGUAAUGAACAGUAAAUAGAUCACUCAUAUGCACACCUACAUGCACUGUGCAUAUUGUGUCAGUUUGUAAGUCAUGCGACAGUAUUAUCAUGUACAAUACGCAAUGGGAUACUGUCGUACUAAAGGUAGCUUUAAUGUAAAAAUGGGGAACACCAUUAGGCUACCAAGAUGUGAAAUGUUGUGCUUUGGUGUAUGGUGGGAACCACCAUUCUAUGGGCUACCUAAUAACUUUACAGUUUAAAGGAGUACUGAAGUACAGUUUUGAAGACGGAGAAGCGUCUUCAAAACUGGUGGACGAAAAGCACUAGAACAGAACCAACAGUAUGAAAUGGUUUUAAGCUGAUAACUAGCAUCACCAACUUAGCUGGUCUGGUCAGUUUUUCUAUCAGCUGGGAUUUUUCAACAUAAAAUGAAUGUCUUAAUUCUUGUUCAAAGGGAGACUCCUUUCCAAACUAAUCACUGUGUUGCCAGGCACUUGACAGAUUAUUGUUAUGUAUUUUGUCUUUAAAAAAUGUCUAAAUACAUAUACUGGUAUGUCAAACAGUUGCUGUAACAAGUGUUUUUCAUACUCUUGUAUUCAUUUUUAUUUCCAAUGUUUUUCACUGUUAUUAAUUGGAUAACAAAAAUAAAAUGUGGUUGCCAAAUCAGUUCUUUAGAUAGAAAACAAAACUUGCUUGUUUAGUACAAGCUGUGCAACCUUAAUGGAGAAUCCUUUAAGAUGUUGAAAAUGAAAUAAACAGCAAAACAAAUG